AUUAUUUUUUUUUUUAUUUAUUUAUUUUGUAAACAUGACAGAUUUAAUUAGUCAAAUUGAUUUGGUUAAAUCAAAAUUUUCAGAUCAAUUAGAAAAUUUAGAAAAUGAAUAUGAACGCUGGAAGAAUUAUAAAACAGAUUAUGAUGCACUUGAAACCCAAUUAAAAACAUUGCCUGAUAAAACUUCACGCUCAGCAAUGAUACCUUUAGGUCAAUUAGCAUUUAUGCCUGGUAAAAUCAUUCAUACAAACGAAAUACUUGUUUUACUUGGUGAACGAUAUUAUGCGGAAAGAUCUGCUAAGCAAGCACUUGAAAUACUUGGUCGUAGAAAAGAAGUUGUCAAUGAAAAUUUAAGAUUAGUUGAAGCCCAAUUAAAUAGUUUUAAAGCUAAAACCGACUCAUUAACUAAUUCAAGUAUUUUUUCACAACAGCAGAUUAAUGAAGAAGGUUUACCUAUUAUGGAAAUUAGGGAAGAACUACCUUCUGUAGAUGAAAAGAAAAAUAAUGACAAAAAGAAAAUAAAGAAGAAAGUUCAAUUUCAAGAAAAAGAAGAAGAAAGUAUAGAACAAUCAUUACCAGAAUCUGUCCUACGUGCGCGACAAUUAAUGAAAGAAGCAGAUGAAAAGAUUAAGCAGCAGAAAAAGAACGACGAUGAUGAAGAAAACAAAGCAUUAUUUAAACUUUUACAAGAACUAGAAGAAGAAGAGGAGAAGAAUGAAGGAAAUGAAACAAGUGAAGAAGUAAUGAAAUCCGAUUAUAAAUUAGUGAAUAGAAUACCUAAUGAUGAAUUUGACGAUAAUAUUAUAAAUACAGAUGCUGAUGACGAUGAAGAUGACAAUAGAAAGUUUAGCGAUGAUGAAGAAGAUGAUGAACGUUAUGAUAGAGAAAUAGCAGAUAAUAUAUUUGAGCGAUUUGGUGCUGACGAUGAUGAACAAUAUCCAUUAGAUGGUGUUGUAGAUCAAGAAGAUUUUACUGAACAUCAAGAAGAUUUACCAGAGUCAUCCUCUCAAGCCCAAAUUAGAUCUCCUGCUGACAUCUUUAAUACCGUCCGUCAAACACAGGCAGACAAUGAAUUCCAAGAUGAUUAUCCUUCUUUAGAUGAUAACGAAAGCCAUGCAAUGGAUUUAAAUGAACUAAUAAAGGCAGCCCGUAAUCAUCAUGAACCAUUCUAUCAACCUAAAAAGGGAACUGAAGCAAUGAUACCCAUGGUAAAAGAAACAAAUUCACCUAAAGAAGGACUUAUUGUCGCUCAGAAACACAAAUUAGAUAAUAAGGUGAUGAAAGGAGCUGUUAUGGAACGUGAUAUAGCUCCUGUUGAUUUAGAAGAAGUGGAAGAAGAUAUGGACUUGAGAGAAGCCACUGCUUUAUAUCAACAAAAGAGACAAAACAUGUUGGCAGUUACAGGUGGUUUCUCAUUUGCACCUAAGCCAGAAUUUGAAGUAUUUGAUGAAGAAUUACCUUUACCGAAGAAGAAGGAUGAAGAGCCAAAAGAAGAGCCAAAAGAAGUUGCACCAAAGAAGAUAUCUCGAUUUAAAGCAGCAAGAUUGGGUCAAAAACUUAAUAAAGAAGAAUAUUAUUACUAAAUGUUUUAUUAAGAGAAAAGAAGAUAAUAACAAUAUUAAUAAAAAGAGAUUUCUAAUGAUAUAGU
This is a messenger RNA of Cokeromyces recurvatus, 1647 nucleotides long. RefSeq lists its product as uncharacterized. The coding region runs from base 35 to 1582 and encodes 515 amino acids. Gene Ontology annotation, biological process: negative regulation of transcription by RNA polymerase II; negative regulation of phosphatase activity. Lineage: Eukaryota; Fungi; Mucoromycota; Mucoromycetes; Mucorales; Mucoraceae. The transcript is spliced from 3 exons. The record is from RefSeq and is a predicted model, not a curated record. Gene Ontology annotation, molecular function: transcription corepressor activity; chromatin binding; phosphatase inhibitor activity.